AUGAAGGUCCUUCUUUCUCUCCUUGCAAGCACUGGACUUGCCAGUGCCGCUCUUUUCGGCUCACCAACUACCCAUACCAAGCGUGAUAGCUGGGGAGGUAGCGUCUCCUUGGGCCCGUCCAAGUCGACGAUUAUCAACGCCGUUACCACCAUCGUCCCCGGUGCUGCUCCUUCCACUCAAAAUGGGGAGCUGUUCCUUUGGCCAGGCAUGUCCAACGGCACUGGAGACUUGAUCCAGACUACCUUGGAAAGCUGGCCUGAUAACUCAUGGUGUGGCGCCGCUACUGGUCAAUGGUGUGUCCGAGCCAGUGUGUUCGGAUAUUUCGGCCAGCUUGAUGGCACUGCAAGUCCUGUCAGCGGAACUGACAAAGUUCGGAUUGAAUACAAUCUGGAGAGUGAUGGACAAACCUGGAAGCAGACUGUCACCAACGCCGAGACUGGGGCUCUCCUUUCUACCUAUUCACGUGCUUCUGGCCCAUACAUGACCGGCUAUGGUACCGGAACCGAGUGCGACAGUGACUGCACCGGCACUAUCGCUGCACAGAAGUACCUCAACACGACCAUCACCCUGGCUUCUGCCGAUACCACGUUCGGUAGCACCAUUGCUACUGCCCAGAGUGCUACCUACACUGGACUUAAGUCGAGGCAAAAUGGUAAGGUCUGGGUCAUUGACACUAUCAACAUCCCCUCCAUGUCUUAG
This is a messenger RNA of Penicillium subrubescens, 699 nucleotides long. RefSeq lists its product as uncharacterized. NCBI's taxonomy places the organism in Eukaryota, Fungi, Ascomycota, Eurotiomycetes, Eurotiales, Aspergillaceae. The transcript is spliced from 3 exons. The coding region runs from base 1 to 699 and encodes 232 amino acids. The record is from RefSeq and is a predicted model, not a curated record.